Molecule: messenger RNA, 2127 nt
Organism: Anoplophora glabripennis (Asian longhorned beetle)
Lineage: Eukaryota; Metazoa; Arthropoda; Insecta; Coleoptera; Cerambycidae
Product: coiled-coil domain-containing protein 174
Exons: 6
Coding region: 314-2056 (580 amino acids)
Cellular component (GO): nucleus
Source: RefSeq, a predicted model, not a curated record
AGGUAUGUUCCAACAUGAGUCAGGAAUUGGUUCCGAACUGUUUGAAAUGUGCAUCCAACUAAUUCUUGCGAUAUAUUCAGUGAAGACACAUUUAGAACUUAGCUGGCCAAACAUUUCAAACGGUUGGGAACCAAUCCCUGACUCUUGUUGGAACAGACCUAACGUCAACUUGUGAACCUGACGUCAAAUCGUCAAAUGAAAUGUCAUGUCAGUUGUCACUUGCAAGUUUUACUAGUUUUAUUUUUGUUUGGAAAAGUUGCGGGGAAUGGAAAUAUGUACAUGAAUAUAUGUAGUGUAAUUUGAAAGUAUUAAAAUGAGCACUUACGAAAUUAGUAAAUCAUCAUUACUGAGUUUGAAAGCAGAAAUUAUUCGAAAACAACAAGAACUUAUCAAGACGAAGGCUGAUAAUGAAGUGAAAAUUAAAACCAUUAAAAAAAAUGCUCCAUUGGAAAUUAAAAAUAAGGGCAUCGAAGCCCGACAAAAGAAUGAUAUUACGGAAGAAGAAGAGGAUUUGUUAAAGCAAUCAAAGUCAAUUCUAGAAGCCAAAUCAAAGCUAUAUGAUAAACUGUCAUCAGGAAAAUUGACAGAAGAAGAAAAAGAACACAACAAACGGUUUUUGGUUCGAUUUGAUAAGAAAAAUAAUUAUGUGAGCCAAAAUACUGCACCUAUUGACUUUGAAGAUUCAGAGCCAGAAAGAUAUCCAGAAAGUGAUGAUGAAGAUCGUUACCAUUCAGACGAAGAUGAAGUUAGCAAACACCCUGGAGAAAAAUGGGUGGAUUAUACCGAUUGCUUGGGAAGAACAAGAAAGUGUCUUCAAAAAGAUCUAGUGCAUUUAAAAUCUAAAGAUGAAGAAUUAAAAAAGACUAUUGAAGCAAAAAAUAAGAAACAGACCUCAAGUGAAGAAAAGUUUGAAGAAGAUAUUAAAACAAAAGAUGAGGACAUAGACAAAAAGCUACAUGAAGAUACGAGUGAUAAACCACAAGAAUCUGAGCUAUUAUCGAACGAUAUGAGAAGGGAAUUAUUAAGGCAACAAUGGGAAAAGGAAGAAGAGGAUCUGAGGAAUAAAUCAAAUAUCCAUUAUCAGGACAUUUUGUUCGGCGAGGCCAGAACACAUGGCGUUGGUUAUUACGGUUUCUCCAAAGACGAAGAGGAGCGAGCAAAGCAGCAACAAGACUUAAAGAAAUUGAGGGAUGAGACAGAAGCGAAGCAAAAGAGGGCUCAAGAGCUUAAAGCUGUUCGAGAAAAACAACUGGCAGCUAGAAUAAAAGCUGCAAAAGAUAGAAGAAGAACUAGAUUAGGACUGCCUCCCGAAGAAGACCCAGCACCGAAUGUUCCACAACCAGAGGAACCGGAUGAGGACAAGAAAAAACAGGAGGAAUUGAAAAGGCAAGAAGAAGAAAAAGAAAGAUUAUUAGAGGAAGCACGACAGAAACACAUCCGACCUUGGGAUAUAGGCAAGGAAGGGGUAAAGAAACAUUAUGAGAUGACACAAGAGGAAUGGGUGGACAAGAAAAGAGACGAGAGACCAAAAGAAUUCGCUCCACCGCAAGCUUAUAACAAAAGGGAUUUUAGAAGUAGCGUCAAAGCAUCUAAUUCUGAGGACACGGACAAAUCUCUAAAGUUUACUACCAAGAAAUCAAGGAAUAGAAAUAAAAAUAAAAGAAAGAUGCAUACAACCGAUACCUCUCAUGAAAAGGGGAUCGCUUCCAUUGUUGAAGAAGACGUCCAUCAAAGUGUUGCUACUGAACCAACACCCAUAGAAGAUUUGUGUACAGAUAUAGACUUUGACGAUCGACUUCUAGCGGAAUAUAGUAAAGCAAUGCAUGAUAUCGGAGUGGCAGAUACAAAUGGUACGAGUGAAAGAAAGGGAGCAGAGAUUGCUCCACCACCUACAUAUGAAUAUUACGGACCGAGCGGCACUAAGAGGCCUAAAUCAGCAAAACCUGAGACAAAUAUUCAAAAUUCCAUUGAAGCUGGUCUAAAAUUCUUGAGGAAACAAGUUGAGGAGAAACAGAAAACUUCAAGGCAUCGAAUUGAUUACACGUUGCCAUAUUAGUGCAUAACUAUCUCCCUUUGCAUCGUAUAUAGUUGUUGAUUCAUAAAAUUAAAUGAAAUUUUAAUAUGAUA